AAACAACAACUCCGCUCAAUUGGGAGGGACGUUCAGCAGCAGCUGGGAGCUAUUUGACCACGUGACUGGAGAGAUGUUUCUGUCGCUGUAAGCAGCCAUCAUUUCACCCAAUACAAGCCUAUGCUAAAAAGACACAGAGAGGAGAUAUAGUCAUGGAUUUCCACAAGAAUACCGACUGAAAGGAACAUACUCGAUCCACUCCUUCGCCUAUGGUUUAUUUUCCGGAACAGUAGGACUGAUUUUCUCGUCAAAGGAGGGGGUUAACCGUGUCUGUACUAAAUGCUCCCGACUGCACACAGAUGUUUGUAGGCCUGUGUUACAGGUGAGCUUAACUAGCAGCUGCUUUGACCUGGUUUCCCAGCAACCACUGGCAUAAAAACAGCAGCCUUGGCCUCCUUAUUGGCGGAGGGGCAUAGGUGAAGGAGUGGACCCUGACUGCCGCCUUUCUGUUAUUUGCUUCGUUUUGUGACACGAGGGGGAGUAAGGUGCUAAUAAGACCACCCAGAGCAUGGGGCAGAAGGUUCCGGGAGGCAUAAAGACUGUGGACAUGCGGGACCCGGCGUUUCGGCCUCUCAAGCUAGAGCUGCAGGCCCUGGACUACACCAAGCCCUCCCGCCUGGAUAUGUUGUUAGACAUGCCAUCAGCCUCGCAGGAAGUCCAAGUUCAGCAUUCGUGGAACAACGACGACCGGUCGCUAAACAUCUUUGUUAAAGAGGACAAUAAACUCAUAUUUCACCGGCACCCUGUAGCGCAGAGCACAGAUGCUAUCCGGGGCCGAGUGGGAUACACGCGGGGACUACAUGUGUGGGAGAUCAGCUGGGCCAUGCGCCAGCGGGGCACCCAUGCAGUUGUUGGGGUGGCGACGGGUGAAGCCCCGCUGCAUUCUGUAGGAUACACUGCACUCGUAGGAAACAAUAGUGAGUCCUGGGGCUGGGACCUGGGACGUAACAAACUCUAUCAUGAUGGCAAGAACCAGCCCAGUAGGACGUAUCCAGCUUUUCUUGAACCUGAUGAAACCUUUAUUGUCCCAGACUCGUUUUUGGUGGUCCUGGACAUGGAUGAGGGGACUUUAAGUUUUAUCGUCGACGGACAGUAUUUAGGGGUUGCUUUCAGAGGACUCAAAGGAAAGAAGCUAUACCCUGUAGUGAGUGCUGUGUGGGGACACUGUGAAAUCCGAAUCCGGUACAUCAAUGGACUUGAUCCUGAACCUCUGCCGUUAAUGGACCUCUGUAGGCGCUCGGUGCGGGUCGCGUUGGGAAGAGAGCGACUGAGUGAAAUCCAUGGACUGCCCUUACCUGCAUCCCUUAAGAACUAUUUGCUCUACCAAUGAUGAUAGUAGUGCCUUUACAACCAUUCAAGGCAUAGUGUCCGCCUCUGUUACUCUCUGGGAUUAAUCAUCUUUCUGGCAAGCCUGUUUCAUUACAUCUUGGUUUUGGUUUCGGUGCCAUUCUCGGUCACUGAGUAUGGUACCAACAAUAUUUUUUACAAAUCGGACUGAGGUAGUAUCAUGCUUGAUACUUUCAGGAUCUAGUGUGUUUCUUGUUGAUUCAUUCAUAUACUGGAAAUCCAACUGAAGACAUAUGGCAGAUAUGAAAACAAGAACCCUUCUCUUCUCUAAUCAUGGCUAGUGAAACUUCAGCUGUUUGUCAAGGCCUUUUCCUUUUUAUAAUUUUUUUUUUUUUUUUUUUUUUUUUUAAAUGAGGUGUUGGCAUACCUUAAGCUUUUUGUAUCAUGUCAUUAACUUGAGGGUCCAUAUAGUGACUCUUUGCGGGCAAUGCAAAAUACAUUACCUUCUCAAGACCUUUAGGCUUAACAACCAGCAAGUUUUUAUGUUGAUAGACUUUUUUUUAUGUUUUUCAAAUGUCCUUCCCCUUGCAGUCAGUAUAAUAAAGUAGCUGAGUCCACUUCGGAUCCAUGGCCGCGGUUAGCAAGUUGACAACACUUAAUGGAAGGCGCUGUCUUCCCUUGCUUGCUCUUGGCAGGUUAAAAAUAGCCUGGUUUUAGCUGUAAGUCUGACCGUCUGGCCUGGAAAAACAGUCUUUGACGUCUGUGUCUGUGAGGGGGGGAGUUGAGAGGCUAGCAUUCAUGGAAACAAGCACAGUGUGCUAUGCUAGCUUUUUUUAAUCACUCAACGAGUCCCUCGCCUCUCUUCACACUGCAAUAUCUGAAGUGCCUGGCUCAUGAUACUGGUAUAUUAAGAGAAAGCCAUGAUUUGAAGUCCUUUUUAUAUUAAAUUAAAUAUUGCAUCACUGUGAAACUAUGUAGCAUACAUUAAUCAAUAAGAGGUUGUAUAGUGUGCUUUCUGUAAUGGCCCCAAAAAUCCUGUGAACACCCAUAUCCUACAAAUAAUGUUUUUGCCUGUUUUAUUCUUGAGGACCGUUUUUAACCUGUUGAUGAUUUGUCAAGAAAAGCAGGGAUGGAAUAGUGACACUGCUGUGUGGUGCCUUGUCUAUGAGAUAACCAUGUCAAAAGUGACACGCAGGCAAAUGUUGAUGUUUCUUUGCUCUGUUCUUUUAAAGUCUUGAUGCAGAGAAGAUAAGAUUGCCGAUUAUUGUCAUUUGUUUUCCAGAUUUUUUUUUUUUUUUCAUUCUAGUCUUUUAGAUGUGUAAACGUAGUUCAUGUUUGGCAGCCAUUUUGCUACGCAUGAGAGGGAUAGUUUGGUUCCCUGUUUUUAAACCCUUUCUGCCUGCAGACCACCAUUCUCUUUGUAUUCAGUGAUGUAGAUAAUA
Onychostoma macrolepis is the source of this 2729-nucleotide messenger RNA. RefSeq names its product splA/ryanodine receptor domain and SOCS box containing 1 (gene spsb1). Bases 509 to 1330 code for a protein of 273 amino acids. Gene Ontology annotation, cellular component: SCF ubiquitin ligase complex. Lineage: Eukaryota; Metazoa; Chordata; Actinopteri; Cypriniformes; Cyprinidae. Gene Ontology annotation, biological process: proteasome-mediated ubiquitin-dependent protein catabolic process. The transcript is spliced from 4 exons. Gene Ontology annotation, molecular function: protein binding. The record is from RefSeq and is a predicted model, not a curated record.